Molecule: messenger RNA, 1241 nt
Organism: Cheilinus undulatus (humphead wrasse)
Lineage: Eukaryota; Metazoa; Chordata; Actinopteri; Labriformes; Labridae
Gene: gnptg
Product: N-acetylglucosamine-1-phosphate transferase subunit gamma
Exons: 11
Coding region: 67-987 (306 amino acids)
Cellular component (GO): Golgi apparatus
Source: RefSeq, a predicted model, not a curated record
ACUCAGCAAAGCAGGAAAUGUAGCCCGAAAACAACAGCGCACAUUUUAUCCUCUUAUAAAUCAGCCAUGUAUUUGGCGUGCGGCGGAGUGCAUUGUCUAUUAAGACUUUGGAUAGCCUGCUUAUCUCUAUUCGUAAACUAUGGAUUCGCAGCUAAAAUGAAGAUCGUAGAAGAGCCAAACACAUUUGGGUUGAAUAAUCCCUUUCUGGCUCAAGCAAGUAGACUGCAGCCUAAAGUGAUCCCAUCUCCAGUGUCUGGCCCUGCACAUCUGCAUCGGCUUGCAGGGAAGUGCUUCAGUUUCACAGAGUCAAUGUAUAAAUAUGAAUUCUGCCCUUUUCAUAAUAUCACCCAACAUGAGCAGUCAUACAGAUGGAAUGCUUACAGUGGGAUACUAGGGAUCUGGCAAGAAUGGGAAAUAGUAAACAACACUUUCACAGGUAUGUGGAUGAGAGAUGGGGAUACUUGUGGAACCAGAAACAGAGAAACAAAGGUAAUUCUUGUCUGCAGCACAAGCAGUAAGCUUGCACAAGUCUCGGAGCCCAGUACCUGUGUGUAUUCAUUAACCUUUGAGACCCCUCUGGUUUGCCAUCCUCACUCUCUACUAGUGUACCCGACACUGAGUGAGACACUGCAAAGGGAAUGGAAUGAGGCUGAACAGGCUCGCUAUGAAGAUCUCAUUACUGAGCAGGGCUACAACAAUCUUCUGAGGGAUAUUUUUGAGGAUUCUGGUCUCCUGAAAAGCCAAAAAGUUAAAGUAAAAGAACCAGAAGUUGCUGUUGACUCAGAAACACACAACUCUUUACAGAAAUGCACAGAGGAUUUUCAAAAACAGAGAGAAGAGAUUGAGAGACUGCGUGCACUCCUCACUCAACACAAUAUUCCCUUUGAUUCAAAACAAAAUGUUGUAGAUAAAGCCAAAAGCACAGUGAGUGUGACAGUAAAGGACCGGCACCCGAGAGGGGACACCGGCCUUAUUGACCUGCUGUGAACACCACCCACAAAGCUGUCACUACCUCUUUUCACUGGAUUUGAGAAUUUGAUGAGCAACAGACACACUUCCUGGACAUUACUGCUCAGGUUUGUGGAGAAAAAGUCAUUCAUUGGUCACAUGCUUGAAGACUUGAAGGAGUUACAAUACUGCACCGGCUAUUUCCAGAAGCCUUUUCUGAAAGGAUUAUGUUGUUAACGAAUCAAAACCUGUAAAUAUUGAACAACAAAUAAACAUAAUUUUAAUUAUUUCAA